Oryzias melastigma (Indian medaka) is the source of this 1248-nucleotide messenger RNA. RefSeq names its product proteasome 20S subunit alpha 6a (gene psma6a). Gene Ontology annotation, cellular component: proteasome core complex, alpha-subunit complex; proteasome core complex; cytosol. The record is from RefSeq and is a predicted model, not a curated record. Gene Ontology annotation, biological process: ubiquitin-dependent protein catabolic process. Lineage: Eukaryota; Metazoa; Chordata; Actinopteri; Beloniformes; Adrianichthyidae.
AGUAUGCUUUUAAAGCCAUCAAUCAAGGAGGCCUGACCUCUGUGGCGGUCAGAGGAAAGGAUUGCGUUGUGGUCGUCACACAGAGGAAAGUCCCUGAUAAGCUGCUGGAUGAAAAGACAGUCACACAAAUGUUCAAAAUCACAGAAAACAUCGGCUGUGUCAUGACCGGCAUGAUUGCCGACAGCAGGUCUCAGGUGCAAAGGGCGCGCUAUGAAGCAGCUAACUGGAAGUACAAGUAUGGUUAUGAAGUUCCCGUGGACAUGCUGUGCAGACGUAUGGCUGAUAUUUCUCAGGUCUACACGCAGAAUGCAGAAAUGAGGCCUCUAGGCUGUUGUUUGAUAGUGGUCGGCUUGGAUGAGGAGUUGGGCCCACAGCUGUAUAAAUGUGACCCAGCUGGCUACUAUUGUGGCUUUAAAGCCACAGCAGCUGGAGUCAAACAGACCGAGGCCACCAGCUUCCUGGAGAAGAAAAUAAAGAAGAAGUUGGAUUGGACUUACGAGCAGACCGUAGAGACGGCUAUUUCCUGUCUGUCCACGGUUCUGUCCAUCGACUUUAAGCCCUCUGAGCUGGAGGUGGGAGUCAUCACCACUCAAAACCCAACUUUUAAGAUUCUGUCAGAGUCUGAGAUCGAUGCUCACCUCAUGGCUUUGUCUGAGCGGGAGUGAAGGGCGCUGCCCCCCCCCAUGCCACAACGUCAAAGCCAGAAGCAUCAGGAGGAUGAAGGAGUUCCAGAGAUUCAACACAGUGAGAAAACAUCAACAGGGUGGACUUUUUUUUGGUAGGCGGGGCCUCAUCCGUGCACCUUCACGUAAAGCCCUCAGUUGGACUGGAUCAAUGCUUUUUUUUUCUUUAUUUUCCCUCUGUUUGCGGCCAAUCUGACAAAUUUUAGGAACCCCUGAAAAGUUACCGGACAUUCAGAUUAGAGCACUACGUGACACAUCGUACAAAGUACAGCCUGUGAGUCCUUUGCUGAUGAGUGGGGGUUUGGUGCAGCACAAAUACCUCUAAUGUGGACUCUGUGGUCCUUCACAUAAUGAACCAUCUUUACUCAGGGUUGCUGUCAUCUGCCUCAGCUGCUCUCUGGACUGCAAAUGACAGCUUGAAGCCUCCCAUUUUCGUUUUUUUUACACCUCUGUUUGGGUCUGCUCAGGUCAACAUCAGGAGAAAGUGGCAGUCUAUCCCUCUGCUGCAGUCACAGCUGUACUCUGCUGCACUUCAAAUAAAGGCUGUUUGUAUUUACCUCCCUGA